AUGAGUCAGUUAGAGAAGAUUGCUGGGAGAACAUUUGAGGUAAACCGCAUCACCUUUUCAGAUGAUGAACUACCCAAAGAAGGUACAGGACAUAACCAAGGCCUACAUAUCACUGUAAAGUGUGAGCUUUCAUAUGUCACUCGAGUUCUAAUUGAUGGAGGAUCUGGAGCAAAUAUUUGUCCUUUAUCAACUCUACAGAAAUUGAAUAUUGGUGAGAUUGAGCUCGUACUAACCAUAGGGCCUGUGGAUUUCGCUGUGAAUUUUCAAGUGUUGGAUAUCAACGCCUCCUACAAUCUAUUGUUAGGGAGGCCAUGGGUGCAUAGGGCUGGAGCAGUUCCCUCAAUGUUGCAUCAAAUGAUUAAGUUUGAAUAUGACCGACAAGAGGUGAUUGUUCAUGGUGAGGGGGAUUUGUCAAUCUACAAAGACUCUUCCUCCCCUUUUAUCAAGGCGAAUAAUGAGAAUGAGGCACUGGUUUAUCAAGCUUUUGAGGUAGUGGUUAUUGAGCAUGUCCCCGAGGGGAGUGUCAUUUCAAAACCAAAUAUGCCCAUCGCGUCGGUAAUGGUGGUGAAUGAAUUGCUGAAACAUGGGUUUGAGCCGGGUAAAGGCUUAGGAAUUUGCUUGCAAGAGAGAGCUUAUCCAGUGAGUCUACGAAAGAGCAUCGAUGCUUUUGGCUUAGGCUACCAACCUAGAGUCGAGGACAAAAUGAAGGCAAAGAAGCAGAAGAGAGAUGUAUGGUCACUUACCAAGCCUAUACAACCAAUCUACAAAUCUUUCAUCAAAGCCCGCGCAACAGAAUCUUAUCAAUCAUCUUUUCCAGAGCCAGUGAUGAAAGUAAGCGAAGAAAUGAUCAACUAUUUUCAAGAUUUAUUUGUCGAGGUUGAUAUGGUGGAACUCGGAGAAGGCACUAGCGACAGAGAUGUGCAAUUCAUUGGUCCUGAUGUCAAUCUAAACAAUUGGGAGGCCACCCCUCUCCCCGUUAAAGACGAGUCUUGUUCUUUCUAUGCCGAUUCUAGUGAUAUGACAUGCAUGCAGAAUUUUUCGCCAGAUCUUAAUAUCCAAUCUAAUCUUCGACCUAAUAUUGAAAUAAUAAGUCAAGAAAUCGAAUAUGAUGAAGACAGAGUAUUUGAAGAAGUAAGGAGGGAUUUCAAUCAUUUUGAAAAUAAGUCAAAUCCAAACAUGAGUGAAACUGAGACGAUAAAUUUGGGGGAUCAGGAAAUUAUUAAGGAGACUAAGAUAAGUGUACAUGUUCGACAUCAAAAGGACGAUAUAAUCCAGGCCCUGUUUGAUUACAAAGAUGUUUUUGCGUCAUCUUAUGAUGACAUGCCUGGAUUAAGCACUGACAUGGUUGUUCACAAGUUGCCAAUUGAUCCUAAUUUUCCUCCGAUAAAGCAGAAGUUGAGAAAACUCAAAACCGACAUGAGUGUAAUAAUUAAAGAGGAGAUCACAAAACAACUUGAGGCCAAAGUCAUUCAAGUCUCUCAAUAUCCUUCUUGGUUAGCCAAUAUCGUACCCGUCCCUAAGAAAGACGGCAAAGUUCGAAUGUGUGUUGAUUAUCGUGAUUUGAAUAAGGCAAGUCCAAAAGAUGAUUUUCCUUUGCCUAACAUCCAUAUUUUAUUGGAUAAUUGUGCUAAACAUGAGGUUGCAUCUUUUGUGGAUUGUUAUGCGGGCUACCAUCAGAUUAUUAUGGAUGAUGAAGAUGCAGAAAAAACAUCUUUUAUCACUCCAUGGGGUACAUAUUGUUAUCGUGUUAUGCCUUUUGGAUUAAAAAAUGCAGGGGCAACUUAUAUGAGAGCAAUGACAACCAUGUUUCACGAUAUGAUGCAUAGAGAAAUCGAAGUUUAUGUGGAUGAUGUUAUCAUUAAAUCUAAAAAACAGUCAAAUCAUGUGAAAGACUUAAGGAGAUUCUUCGAAAGGCUCCGCAGGUAUAAUCUCAAGCUUAAUCCUGCAAAAUGUGUAUUUGGAGUACCAUCGGGGAAGCUUUUGGGGUUUAUAGUCAGUCGAAGAGGUAUCGAGUUGGAUCCUUCAAAAAUAAAAGCAAUUCAAGAAUUGCCACCUCCAAAGAACAAAACUGAGGUUAUGAGCCUUCUAGGAAGGUUAAACUACAUCAGCAGAUUCAUUGCUCAACUCACAACAACUUGUGAGCCUAUCUUUAAGUUGUUGAAAAAGAAUGCCACAGUCGAGUGGACCGAAGAAUGUCGAGAAGCUUUUGAAAGAAUUAAGAAUUACCUAUCGAAUCCCCCUGUGUUGGUUCCUCCCGAGCCGGGAAGACCUUUGAUAUUGUAUAUAUCAGUACUGGAUAAUUCUUUUGGUUGUCUACUGGGUCAGCAUGAUGACACUGGAAAGAAAGAGCGGGCCAUUUAUUACCUCAGCAAGAAGUUUACCGUUUACGAAGCGAAGUACACCCUUCUUGAAAGAACGUGUUGUGCCCUAACUUGGGUAGCACAGAAGUUGAAACAUUAUCUUUCAUCUUACACUACUUAUCUCAUCUCUCGUAUGGAUCCGUUGAAAUAUAUUUUUCAAAAGCCCAUGCCCACAGGCAGGCUUGCGAAAUGGCAAAUAUUGCUCACAGAGUUUGACAUUAUCUAUAUAACGCGGACCGCAAUGAAAGCUCAAGCAUUGGCAGAUCAUUUGGCAGAGAACCCUAUUGAUGAAGAAUAUGAACCACUUAAAACCUAUUUUCCAGAUGAAGAGAUAUCUUGUAUCGAUGAAGUUAUUCACGAUAACGAUCAAGGUUGGAAGUUAUUCUUUGAUGGUGCCUCUAACAGGAAAGGAGUUGGAAUAGGAGCUGUUCUUAUGUCUGAAUCAGGGGAAUAUUACCCUAUAUCAGCCCAACUUAGAUUCUAUUGUACUAAUAAUAUGUCUGAGUAUGAAGCGUGCAUUUUGGGUCUGAGGUUAGCUGUUGACAUGGGCAUCCAAGAAUUGUUAGUGUUAGGAGACUCAGACUUACUAGUUCAUCAAAUUCAAGGAGAAUGGGAAACUCGAGACCCAAAGCUCAUACCAUAUCAACAUUGUUUACAAGGUCUUUGUCAACAAUUCGUGUCGAUAAAGUUUAGACACAUUCCCAGAGUGCACAAUGAGAUUGCAGAUGCAUUGGCCACUUUAUCUUCGAUGCUCCAACACCCUGAUGACGCUCAUAUCGACCCUUUAUACAUACAAAUUCGUGAUCAACAUGCUUAUUGCAACAUGAUUGAGGAGGAAUUUGAUGGUAAGCCUUGGUUUCAUGAUAUCAAAACAUAUCUUCAGUCUGGAGAAUGUCCGUCGGAUGUAACUAGUAAUCAAAAAAGGACUAUUCGACGACUAGCAAGGGGUUUUUUCUUAAGCGGAGGCAUACUGUACAAGAAGACACCCGAUUUAGGUCUUCUAAGGUGUGUAAAUGCUCAAGAGGCUUCCACAAUCAUGAUUGAAGUACACUCAGGAGUUUGUGGACCUCAUAUGAAUGGAUAUGUUCUAGCCAAGAAGAUACUUCGAGCAGGAUAUUAUUGGCUCACCAUGGAGCAGGAUUCCAUACGAUUUGUUCGUAAAUGUCAUGAAUGUCAAAUACACGGUGAUUUGAUACAUUCUCCCCCUUCUGAGUUGCAUGCAAUGUCUGCUCCAUGGCCUUUCGUGGCAUGGGGAAUGGAUGUGAUUGACCGAUAA
Messenger RNA from Solanum pennellii, 3636 nucleotides. RefSeq lists its product as uncharacterized. Gene Ontology annotation, molecular function: RNA-DNA hybrid ribonuclease activity; nucleic acid binding. The transcript has 3 exons. The record is from RefSeq and is a predicted model, not a curated record. The coding region runs from base 1 to 3636 and encodes 1211 amino acids. NCBI's taxonomy places the organism in Eukaryota, Viridiplantae, Streptophyta, Magnoliopsida, Solanales, Solanaceae.